UCCAGGUACACUUUUUCAUACAACCACCUCGUUUACCCAUAGUACGAUGGUGUGAAAAAUGUCAUAAGUCAGCCACCGAAAAAUAAAAGCCUUGUUCUCGCCAUGAGCAAAUACUCAGGGAAUAACCCGAGUGACACUCUUUCAGAUCACGUGAUCGUACCGAGUGACUCAAGGACACAAGCUAUGACCAUCACCAGACAAUACUGCUUGGGUGAAAAUCAAGAAGAUUUGCUUAGAAUCAAGGAACUAGUUUCCAAAAUUACGAUCAGAAAUGAAAUAAUUCUCUAUCUGAGGUGGCUUUUGUCACGGGAACAACGCACCAGUGUUGUCAACAUUUGUAAAGUUCUGCUUGGAUCAGGCCGCCCCGUAGAACACCUCGUUAGAGACGAGAUAUUGUCGGAGCUCAUCGUUCACGUGGCUGUCGACCUUCUACAGAUACUUCUAAAAGCGGAUCUAGAUUUCACAAGCUUCCUGCCAUGUCAACAUUUUGUUUCGGACUUAAAGGAGGAUCCGACUGUGUUUCUAUGGAACUGUUUGAUAUUUCGCUCCUUGCUUUGUGGAAAGUUGGGCUACAGGUACGAAAGUCGACCUGACCCAAGCGAACGCUUUGCUUACGUUGUGAUCGUUGCGAUGAUCCAGGCUUGUUGCUCUCGACCUCAGUCUAUAUCAGCGUUGGCAUAUGUGAUUGACAAGUACCCAAUUCACCCUGGAGAUUCCUACACGUAUGGGAAGGUGUUUCGUGCGCUUGUAGUCGGGGGCUUUGACCCAAGUGAGGUUUUUUUGGCUGAAAUGGAAGGAAGGGAGAAGAAAUCGGUUCCAGAGUAUUAUGAAGAGUACAGGAAAUGGUAUAUGGACUACAAGCGGCGUGUUCCGACUCUGAAACACUGUGCUCGAUUGGUCGUGAGGCGGUCUGUCCUGGUGAACAUGGAGCUAGCUACCUCGAGCCUGGAGCUUCCAAAACGUGUCGCAGACUUUGUGUUACUUAGAGAUCCACAUACACUUUCUGUAAUUAAUAUUGAUGAUAAAGUUUGAUUCAUAAUU
Molecule: messenger RNA, 1041 nt
Organism: Haliotis rufescens (red abalone)
Lineage: Eukaryota; Metazoa; Mollusca; Gastropoda; Lepetellida; Haliotidae
Exons: 2
Coding region: 103-1032 (309 amino acids)
Biological process (GO): intracellular signal transduction
Source: RefSeq, a predicted model, not a curated record